AUGGCGGGCGGCUCAGUCCAGCGCGCAGCGAGGCAGUCUCGGGGGCGAGGCGGCGGAGGACGCGCCGGCGGCGGAAACAGCGGCAACGCCGACAGUUCUUCGGGGUCUCUGGGCGACCGCGCCGGCUGCACCGAUACUGAGGAGGAGCGAUUUUGGAUAGAGAAGGACACUGAGUUCUUCAGCGCCAUCAACCCGCGCCUUCUGGCUCUCCUUCACCACCACAAACACAGCAGCGAGGCUUUCCUCGACGCGGUCCUGCCCUACCUCCGCGCGAGGAGUGGAGCCGGCGCCGAGGACUGCGCGGCCUCCGCCGCAAGCACGUCUGGCAACGAGGCGAAGGCCCACUCUGUCUCUCUGAAGGUCCCCGUGGGCGAGUUCGUCCUGCAGAGCUGGAGGGGCGCGGACGCCUCCACUCCUGUCCCGUCUCGCGGCGACGGCGCGUGUGCAGAUGCUGCGCGAGGCGGAAACGAAGGUGCUGGACAGAGCGGCGACGCGCGGAGCGACGGUCAUGCGGGGCGACAUCCGCCGUCGUGGCCUUGUCGCCGCAGAUCGACAGGGGAAGGGAAGGCGGACUCCAGCAGCGCCUCGUCCCCCUCGCCCCCCCCUCACUGCGCGUCUGCGGGUGCUGUCGAGAGAAGAAGUCAACAGCUUUCGGAGGACGCUCCGAGCCGCGCGGACUCCGCUGCGCCGUCUUGGGCGAGCACGGGACCGACGACGGCGUCGCAGCCGGUGGGGCCUUCGGAGGGCGAGGAGGCGGCGGCGGGCCGCGCGGCCUCCGCGUCCAGGUUUUUUCGUUCUAGCUGCGCCGUCUCCGGCGCCAGUCCGACCGAUGGCGACUCCCCCGACGAUGAGCAGUCCGCGUCGCGCAGGCGGGCCGCGCCGGAAUCUGCGUCCAGCGCCUGCCGCGAGGGGGAGGAGGCGAUGAGCUCCCCGGCGUCGACAGCCUGUCCCGCGCAGACUCGCGCGGGACUCUGCGCGCGUCCGCCGCGGAAACUCGUCUUGGAGCGCCCGUCGUACUCGGGGGAGACAGGGAAGAUUGUGAGGCACAUGUGGCCGGCGAAUCUGCUGGCUGAGCUGCCGGCGAGCUCGCUGUCUCCGCCUCCGCCGCUGGGCCAGAGGCAGCGGCCGCCCUCACCAUGCCGACAGACAGCGUGCGAGGAUUUGCGAAAAGCCGCCGCACAAGCGGCGCGGCUGCAGCGCCUGCAGGACAGGGCCGCAGAGCGAAGAAGGAGGCAAGAGGCAGAGGCCAGCCGGGUGCACUCGGAGGCACGCAGCGCUGCAGAUGAGACAGACGUGCGCGCCGCCGCCCCGGAUGCGACUUCGCCCCUUUCUGCAGGGGUGCCUGACCAAACUGCGAGGCGGAGAGAGGACGCCGCGGAUGCGACCUCCAGCGGCGGGCGCGCUGCGGAGCGGAGAGGCGACGAGGCGCGAGAGGCGCGUCGGCCUGAGGAGAGUGCAGAGGAGGAGGCAGGCUCUGCGCGAAACGGGAAGGCAGAAGGGAGCGAACAGCUGGAGCGGGACAAGCAUCCAGCGAGCGCAAAAGACGGAGAGGCGCGUGAGAGCUCCUCCCCCGUGAAAAGAGAACGUACAGAUUCCGGGCAAGACGGCGAGAUUAAGGCUCCGGGUUCCGCGGCACCAGAUGCAUCUGCGCCUGCGACAUCGCCGUCAGCCGCGGCACCUGGCGGCGGCCAACUUGUGUCUGCUCCAUAUCUUGAGUCGGGAGCCUGCGACGACGGCUACGAAGGCGUCGCGGAUCCAGAGGACACAGAAGAGACACACGACGCGACAGCCGUCGAACGGGAGCGAGAGGCAGGCGAGGAAUUAAAAAGACGAGGAGAGGGAGGUGGAGACGAGACAUCCGCGACUCUUUCGAAGCCCACUGCGGGAGAUGCAAGAGAUGCGGCACGAGUUGGCGCAGAGACGCGCCACAGCACGGCCGACGGGUGUCAGGCGUCGUCGGUCAAGCGGGAGGCGGACGAGAAGGACGACGCUGCAAAUGCGGCGAGAAGCGCUUCCGCCUCGCCCGCGGGCGGCUACUGCCCAAGUUCGCCGAAUGGGCAGGACUGCGGAGACCGGGCAAGUCCUCGGCGCUCGACGUCCGGUGAGAAGCGUGCGUCGUCCUCGCAGUGGAAGCGCGAAGAGGAGGAGGAGCUCUUUUACCUGCAGAUGAACCGUAGCCGCAGCAUCUUUUCGCUGCUUCCCGGCGCGAACGACCCGUCCCUUCUCAACUCGCUGCACCAUCGGCAGCUCGAGACCCACGUGCGCCACCAGUCGCGAGACCUGGCGAUGUUUUCUCCCUCCAGAGACCGGUCCAGGCACAGAGCGGCGUCAGCGCCUCGCCCUUCGCCUGCGGGUCGCUCGACGGCGCGCCUAGGAAGGCGGGGCUCGUGUGCUGACGAGGGGAACGGCCGAGCGGGUCAGUCGACCCCGGCUUCGCCGUGGUUCUCGUCGUCUGCGCCGUCCAGCCCCCGCAAGCGCGGCUGUGGAGGCGUGCGCGCCCGUGAAAGGGAAAGACCCCGCGACGCGGCGGGGCGCCCGCUGCGGACAAGCAGCCUGCCGGAGACAGACGUGCCGGUGCGGCGCGAGCGGAGUUCCCACGACCGGCACGACCUCCGGCGAGGAAAAGACGGCAGGUUUGCACCUCUCGACGACCGGCGAGGCAGCCGAGAGGCGUCCUCUGCGCAUGGCGGCGGCGCGGGGGUCGCCGCGCGGGACGCGGCCGGCGCUCGGGCGGCGGGUCGCGAAAGGGAGGUCGUUCAGAGGAUGGGCAGCCCCCUGCCGGGCGAGGUGAAGAGGGCCUGCCUGCUGGACGGAGGCGACGACGACCAGGGGGAAGCCGGUGCGGCGGCAGACGGCGACUUCUUUGUCCCCACCGUCAACAAGAAGUGGAAUGGAUCGUCGCGCCUGCCCGCGUUUCCGACCUGCAGGCCUCCGGACGCCUUUGUCCUCAGCAUGCUCAUUCCGCCAAAUGUGCGCCCUUCCGAUUUCCCUGCAGACGCCAAUGCGCACGGGGACGUUUCCGCGUUUCUCGCCGUCGUCAUGGAAGCCGCGACGACGACAGCUGCCGACUGGGGCGUGCACGCCGGCUUUGCGCCGUCCACCGACGCGGGCGCCUUGACAGAAGAGGAGGACCGUGAGGAGGGCGACGGCGGAGUCAAGAUGCGAGACGGGCAGCGAAAAUACGCGGGAGACUCAGACGCGACGCUGCGGUCGGGACCCCAAUCUCGCGUCCGGGGCGCUGGUGUUGCCUCCGCUACAGGAGCCUGUGCGCAGCAGGACGCCGCUGCGGGAGUCGACGCAGAGGACACGACCAGAGUCAAGGAGGAGGGCGAGGCGUCGGGAGGGGCGAGGGGUGCUGGCGGAGGCGAGAGUGAGGCUCGCCCACUCACGGGACAGGAAGAAGCCGACGGCAGCGCAGAGAGACUCGAGGUCGCGGGCGCCGGAGGCGGGAUGAGAACUGUGGGAGGCCACGGCGGCCGCCGACGGCGACGCUCGAGCUCGGCGAGCUCUUGCGGCGGCGAGAGAAAGCGCGGCCGCUCGAGGGAAGAGAGAAGAAAGCGCACUGCGGGCUGCGCACCCCCGGGUUCCCUCCCGCCGCGAAGCAGCAGUGGGCGCUUCGUGCGCCGAGAUAGUCAGGAGGCGGUACAGGACGACACGGCCUCUUCCAGGUCUUCUUCCCCGCUGUCGGCCUCGUCCUCUUGCGCGUCGUCUUCGUCCGCCGCCGGCUGCUCUUCUUCUGCGACGCUCCUCACGUCCCCGCGGAAGCGACCCAGGCGGCGGCUGCCGCUCCCGACGAUUCUCUCGGGGCCUGUCCCGGCGUGGAUUGACUGCCGCGAUGCCCCGCCCGCAGCGUGGCAAGAGCCGCAGCGCCAGGCCGCCGAACAAGCGGCUUUUCUCGCCCUAAACCGUGAACCUUCGACAUCUGGGGGGGGGGAUGUCGGCGGCCUCCUGCGGCGCGGAACGCGCCCGGAGACCCAGCGAACGGGGCCGGCCGCCUGCUGCUGCUCUCCGUAUUCGUCGCCGCUGCCGCCUUCUUCGGCAGCGCCUCUUCCUGCUUGCGCGUCGCCCCCAGUCGGGGUUGGCCUCACGUUCGUCCCCAGUCCUCAGCCGGCGCUCGCUGCUAUGCCGGGCUCCUUCGGCAGCCCUGGGCACGCGCAGCCGCCGUUUCCGCCUCCGGCCUCUUGUCCGCAGUACACGCCGGCCCCGUAUCCACAGCCGAGCUCGUGCUCGCCAGCUCUUCCGUCUGGCGGGCCCUUCAUCCCUGCGCCCAGUCUCCCACCGUUUCCUCCGUGCGCGCCGCCGCCCAUCGGGCACCCUCCGGGGCUUUCCAUGUCCUGCUGCUCUCCUCCGUCGCAGGCCUUCCCGUCCGGCUACCCCCCUGCCGGUCCCUGCGCGUCUCCCGAGCCCUUCUCCUCGCCCGGGCCUUGCCCUGCGGUCGUGCCCUCGCCGUCUUCCGGCGGCGCCUUGGCGGAGGCUCCGUUGCUGCACUGCGUUCGCGCGCCUGCGGUGGACGCCGCGGCGUGCGCGUCGGGUGUGUCCUCCGCGGAAACCAAAAGAAGUUCUUCCUCUCCGCCCGCAGGACGCGCGUCGAGUCCGUCGUCUCUACCGCCCGCUGCGCCGGGCUUCUUCGGGGCGCCCCCGGGCUGCCCGCCCGUGGCUCUUUCAAACAGCUCCGUCGGUGCCUGCCCGAGGCUGCCGUUUCCGUCGUUUCCCGCCUCUGCGCCAGCCCCCCCCGGCUUUCCCGUUCUUCCCUCUUUUCCGCCUUCGCCGUUUGCGACGUAUCCGCCUCUUCUCUCUCCGGGGCCGGGCGCGGGGCCCGGGGACCGCGUCUCCGGAUUCCCUGCUUCUUCGCCGUUCUGUCCGUCGUCGUCUUCGCUCGCCUCUUCGCUCUUCCCCUCUCCCUCGCCGCCGAUCUUCCCUGGGUUGGCAGCGCCGUUCGUACCCGCCACGCGGUGUGCCUCUUUCUUGCCUUUCGGAGGCGGCAUCCAGAAGCCCGAGACACCCUCUGCGCCAGAGUCGUGUCUGCCUGAGCCUCCGCCGGAGGUCCUCGUCCCGCCCUUUUUCGGCGCCUCCUCGUCGCUAAAGCCCUUCCCGCCGGCCUGCUGUCUGUAUCCUGCGGAAAUCGCAGAGAGCUUCCGCUACAGCGAGAAGAAGCAGGCCAUGGUGCCCUCAGGGGUUCGGCUGGAGCUCCUGCGGGCGCAGAUGACCCGCGUCGACAGCCUACACACGUUCUACGCAAACGUGGAUACGGGAAAGCGCUUCUUCGGCGAACGCACUUUCUUCGAAAUUGCAGAAGAGAAUGCCCGGAGGCACGACACGGGCAUGCAGCCGCUCUCCUUCUCCUCCUUUCCUUCGCCCAACACUCCCACGUCGCCGUUCUUCUCACCCCUCGCCCCUCCGCCCGGGCCCUCGCGGGCGCCAUCUCCGUCGCAGGGCGACACGCCGAAGGCUGGAAGGAAGGCGUCGACGGCGAAGGCGGCGCGGCGCGGGAAGGAGAGAGAGGAGCGGAGGAAACGCGCCGUCGAGGAAGAAAGAGGGCGCAGGGAUCUCGAGGAGAAAAUCAAAAUUCACAUGCACUGCCGCCAUCUCCGCAUCUGGACUCCGGGGCCUGCGUGCGCGCACCUUUCUGGCGCGCAUCGAGAUCUCCUCUUGUUUUGCGAAGAAGGCGCGCAGAGUCUUCCUUCUCCUUCCAAGGCGCAUGAAGGCCAGGCCACCAGCGCUGUCGCGCCUCCAGGGUUCGCUGAUGAACCACGUGGACCGGACUCGCUUCCGGCGCCUUCCUCGGCGUCCGUUGGCGCUCGCCCAUCCACGCCUUCUGCAGGCGACGCAAACUGUCCUACAGAGCUCUCCAGCGGAGCGCAGGAGACUGCAGGGAGGACGGACGCGCCAGCAGCAACAGGCGGCGAAGCGAACGUCACGGUGGCGGGGGAUCCUUCUCCCCCCCGCGAGCUAGCGUUCGAGCGGAGCACCGACGAGCCCAAACAGGAGACAGGCGGUCGUGCACGCCCCGCUGCAGUGGCGAGACAGGGCGCCGCCACGGCUGAGAAAGGGACCCCAAACGCGCCAGGAGACGGACAGGAAGCGGCAGUUGCCGCAGACGCUGCAGUGUGCGAAGCACGCGCCGAUGCUACGCCGGCAGGGACCGCCGACGGUGUCGCGCGUAAAGGAGAGACUCCAGAUGAAAUGGCACCGGAAGGGCAACGGGAGGAGACGGGUGACGAGCGGGCAUCGGGCGGCAACGUGGAGUGCCGGAUGGACAACGACGAGAGAGAGGAAAACGAAGGAAGCGACAACCUGGCAGCGCGUGCCAAGGACGCGCUUGGCAUGCCAAACGGCGGCCUCCACGUGAAGCAGAACGCAGGUCCAGAGGCUGCCAUGGAGGACGGGGACCUGCAGGAGGCUGGCGGCCGUCGCAGCCCGCACGCUGCGAAGGAGGAAGGCGCGCAAGACGCCGGGAGUCUCUCCUCUUCCUCACAAGCAGGCGAGACCGCAGAUGGCUCAACGAUUGACCGCAAGGAGCUGGCGCGGCAGACAGCCCUCUCUGGCUCCCCUGCUGCUGCAGCUGAAACGACGGCAGUUGUGCCGAGGGCAAACGCCGUCGGCGCCGAGGUGGAGAACCUCCUCUGGCGCUUCGCGGCCCUCAUGGAUGAAAAACGAGCCAUGUGCUCGCGCCUACUCACUUCAAUCCAACGCGAAAAAAGGCCGGACUGGCGAGCUUGGGCCGAAGUCGAGGACCGGAUGCUUCGACUGUAUAUUGAGCAGAGCGCCAGGUCGAGCCUCGACACGCGCCACACCUACACGCUCACGCAGCAGUCGCGCGACAUCCUCCGCCUGCGCAUCAGCUGCACGUCCAGCGGCCGCCUGCCUCCGGAGUGGGCUGAGCGGGCGCUGUGCACAGUGUGCGGCAGCGGCGAGGACUGGGACGAGGACCCGAUCAUGUUCUGCGACGGCUGCUACCAGCCGGUUCACUUCCUCUGCCUGGGGCACCGCGCCGUGAGCAGCUACGAGGACUUUGUCAAGGCCUCGACGAGCCGCCGGCAGCGCCGCGUGGCCCAGGCCGGCGGCGACAACGGCCUCGCGCCCGCCACCGCUCGCGAGCGCGGCGGCGGCGCCAAACGCGACAAGAAGAAGGCCGGCGCGAACGAGAAAAAGGAGAGGAACAACUCGAGGGCGAGCCAACCGACCCCCGCACACCGCGACCUCAGCGGGGGGGGCGGAGGGGACGCCUUCGGGGCGCCUACGGGCGCUCUCGGCGGCGCGGGCGCCGGCUGCGCCAACGGGGGGGGGCCGCGGGGGGACGCGUCGGGCGAGGGGACGAGCCUCGACGACGGCAGGGCGUCUGCGAGUGCGCAGUCGCACGCGGAGGGAGGCGCAGGCGGCGCGAAGGCGGGCGACGCCGCGGCGCACACGCGACGGCCGCUGUGCGGCGCGGGCGGGUUCGCCUUUCGAGAGGACGAAGAGGAGUGGCUUUGCCCCGUUUGCGAGUGGCUGCGGAAGCAGCUGCCGCAGCUGGACGACGAGCUCGCACUCGCGGCGAUUCGCCUCGCGGCAGGCCCGCGGUCGCAGGACGAGGCCGCGGAGUGCCGCGCCAGCUACGUGGGCUGGCACUUUGAGCGUCUCGAGCGCUUCGACUCCUGGGUCAGGCCGCAGCUGCUGGCGCUGCAGUACGGCGACGGCCGUCGCAGGAGAGCUGGGAAAGGCCGGGCUCACGCCGACGCGGGCGGCGCGUCAGGCCACGGCCGAAAGGACCAUCGCCCUCACCACCGCCGAAACGACCGCGGCGGCGGGGGUGCGCACUGUGGGGACAGAGCCGGCGCGAACGGCAGCGCGGGCGACCAGGACGGCCUGACGACUUUGAGUCCAGACGCCGCGUACUCGGUUCAGGAACUCCUGGCGUGGCCUGCCGUGCGAGUCGUCGCCGACGGCGGCGCAGGCGCCUACCACGCCGCCCACAGCAGUCGCAGCAGCACGAGCCGCGGCAGCGCCUCGUGCUGCCGCGGGCCUCUCGCGCCCGGGGGAGACGCCGCCCUGUCCCCGUUCCCGGGGACCGCCGUGCCGUCCGUCGCGGCGGUCGGGUCUGCUUCGGCGUCCGGGGCGCGACCCGACAGCAGAGACGAAGAUGGGAAGACGGUGAGGAAGGCGGACGGCGGGCUGGGCGCUCCCUACUCGGCACCCGUGCGCGCCAACGGGCCGAAGGGCUGCAUAUCUUCUCUCGCGCAGACUACUCUCGGCGCCCGUGUGCUGCCCUUCUGGACUGCCGAUGAAAACGGCUCAAAACACGCGAAUCGAGCCCUGGGCGACCGCAGUCCGCCGCUGUCGCUCGCCUCAGCAGGCAUCGGCGGGAACGGAAUGCAGUCUGCGGGCGGGGCGACACCCGAAUUCGGCGACGAAGAUCUCCGAGGAGGAAAGGGGUUUCAGUUCGUCGAGCAGGAGGGCUUGCCGCGCGCGGCGCCGCGCCUCGGGGAGUGUGGGCGGCAAGCAGAGGCUGACGAGCCCGCCGCGGUCGCGCGGGGAGCGACAGGCGCGCCCGGGCGCGAGAGACAGGCCGCCGCCGCAGGCCCCCUGUCCGGCCUGUCGUCUCUCGAGGACGAGACGACGCUGCCGUCGCACUACAUCCGGCGCGUGGCGUAUGCCUUCUCAGAUUCUUCCGGCGACGAAGGGCCUUCGGGAAAGGACGCUGAGACGCCGAUUCUCUUCUGCCACUACACCUCCGGGGCGCCGACGGCGUCGAGCCCGUCGUCGGCUGGCGGCUACCGGUCGCUGAGCCAAGACGAAGAGGGCCUGGGGGGCCUUUUCCCCACAGCGGCAGGUCCUCGUACGCGUUUUCGGCCUUCUCACCCUCGUUCUCCAGCGUGCGCCACCACGGCGGAUUCUCUCCCAGCGGCGGAGAGCCCGGCGCGAGCCGUCGUCCUCCGCAUUCCCGUCUGCGCACUCUGCGGAUACGAUGCCUUCUGCCGCGGAGGCGGCCCAGCACGCAAAACCGAUAAGAGAGGUGUGUGGACGCACCUGCGCUGCGCGCUGAGUCUGAACGCGACGGUGACUGACCGCGUGAGCUACGAGGCGGACGAGUCCCGAAGUCGCCUCAGGUGUCUCUUCUGCCACCACCAGGGCCCCGCGCCGGGGCAGUGCGGCCACGCCGGCUGCCAGCGCACGUACCACGUGAGCUGCGCCACGGCGACGCCCGGCUGCAUGGUCGACUGGGACAUGGGGCGCCCUGUCAUCUUCUGCAGCCAACACGCAAAGAACAAAGCGCCGACCCUGAUUCUGCGGAAGUUCCAAGCGAACCGCGAGCGGGAAGCGGUGAAGCGCCGCGAAGAAGACCUGCCGGGCGAGUGGCGAUUCGGACCGGGCAAAGGGCACUUGGGCGUGGCGCUGCAGUCGCUGCUGUUCCCGAACUACGACGGCGUGUGCGGCAUGUUUUCGGAUCUCCUCGGCGUCUCCUCGCUGCAACUCCCUGGCGCCCCUUCCGCGACGACGACGACGACGGACACGCGUACUCCGCAUGCACUCGAGGGGGCCCUGGCACGCCCCUGUCCGCACACUGCGUCCGCCCAGCGCCGAGAGGACAGCGCGAUACGCGACGCGCGGCUGCAGCAGCCGCGGCAGAGCGAGGCGGCGCCGCGGAAUUCGAAGACGAGAGAGGCUGAGGCGAGCAGGGGUAAGGUCGAUCGUGCAGAGGGCGGAGGAGAGGCGCCGCAGUCGCGGAACUUCCAAGCGCACAGCGGAGAGGACGUCGCCACGAUGGGUGACGGAGAAGGCGUAACGCCGCCCGCAGUCGCGCCGCCGGCCGGGCUCGAAAAAGACGCGGACGAUGAAGACGAAGUGGCGUUUUCCAGGGUUUCUUCUGUUCGACGGCGGCGACGCGUAGACGACAGCGAGGUAGAUGAAGUUAUGGAGGCGCCUGUGGAGAAGACGCAAGACGACAAGGCGCGAGGGAAAACCCAAGCCUGCGCCCAAGCCACUGGCGCCCUCGCAAGUGCGACGGCGGUCGCGCCCUCUGCCUCGCGAGCGAGCGAGGACGAAUCGGCGGAAGAAGAAGAGGGGACGGGAAAGAGUGCCGCCGGUUCAGGGGGCGAGACAUCGACGAAUGAGGUCUGCAUGCAGGACAGUCGAUCUGGAGGCAGGCGAGAGGACGAGAACGAGGCAGAGGAGCUUCAACACGCAGGCGACCUGCGACCUUCCGGCGCUCCACACUACGGCGUGGCUGCCUCGAGCGCGGCCGAAGAGAAAAACGGCUGCGUGUCUCCUCGUGGUGAAGCACCGGCCUCUUGCGCCGUGGAAGCGAACCAGAGUGGCGGAGAGGGACAAGUCCGGGAAGGAGACAAAGCAGCAAGAAGCGGCUGUAGGAGCGACACUGACUCGCAAAACGCCCGAGACGCUCCGGCGGCAGUCCCAGGUGCUCCUAGCGGCGAGCAUCAGCGAGACAGUGAGGCGCGCGAAGGCUUGGAGGAGAGAGAAAAGAGGGCGGCAGACGAGUCGAAUCGUCCUCGCGUUCCGGCGGGAGUCAACGAGGAAAGGAGCACCACAGGUCCCAGAGAGAUGCCUCCUCAGCGUCCGGAGAUGGAGGCCUCUCUGCCUGCGUCUCUGAAGCGUGGUGACGCGCCAGACGGGCGGCGAGAGCGAAGCGACCGUGCAAACGCCGUCGGCUCGCUCUCUGUAGAGCGCGAAGCGGAGACGGGCAGCGUCGCGCCUUCGGGGCGCUCGGUCUCAGAGGCCUGCGAAGAGCGAAAUGCGCCGCGGCUGGAAAUCGAGGAGAGUUCUCAGCAUAAUUGUUUUUCUGAGAGGAGCCGCGACUGGGAGCGCGACCGCGACGGAGCGGAGAGCGAGAGGAAGGCGCGGAAAGACGACGGUGGGGCGGAGGAAGACGACGCACGGAAACGAGCUAGUCGACCGCGCGUCUCGGCUUCAGUGGAAGCGAGGCGAAGCGACGACGACGCAUGCAAAGCGGAAGAAGACGUCGUUGUGCAGCUGGAACGGGACGAAGAUGAAGAGCGCGCGACGGCCCUCCUGUGGCGGUUGCGGGCGAAGGGCGGCAGCAGCGGCACUCUGAAGGGCGCGUCCCUCAGUCAUCUCGCGAGAGACUCCAGGGCAGCUGACCUAAUGAGGACGCCGGCAUCUCGCAGCGACCUCAAGAAGCAUUCCGAAAGCCGGGCAUUGUCUUCCGCCGCCGGCACAGAGACACCGGAGACACAGCAGAGCGAUGCGCGGCUGCGUGGGCAAGAACGAAGUUCGUCGCAGGCAGACGAGACGCAGCGGAGCCACCAAAAGGUGAAGAGCGACGCCGACACGCCGAGCGACGCGCGGCCUCCGGUUCAGUCCAAACCCGCUGCUUCCUCGUCUCAGUCCUGCCUGGACUCGGAGGUGCCUGCCUCCUCCUACUUGCGCCCGCCCGCGGGUGUCUACAGGCAAGCAGUGUGCUUCCCGUCCUCCUUCGCGGCGUCCUUUUCGCCGCCGCCCUCGCCGUACUACGAGGCGGGCGUCUGGGAUCGCCAGCAAGAAAAACGCGCGCACCCGCCUCCGCCUCUGCGUUCUUCGCCGGCGUCGCGCGAGGAGACCGCGCAGAGUGCGUCGCAGGCUUCGGCGGCCUCGCGCGCCCCGGAGACGGCGGCCUCAGGCUCCAUUUCAGGCGCCACAGGCGCCACAGGCGUGAGCGGCGCCACGGGCGCCGACGCAUCGGGCGCGCCUCCGCCGCAUCGUAAGCGCCGCGGCCGCCCGCCCCUGGCGCGGCGCUCCCAAGGCGUGACUCACCAGGAUCUUUCCUCGAAUCGCGCGAGCGACAAAGAGCGGCCUUCGUCCUCGUGUGUGUCGUAUUCCCGGGCAGCGCCAGGAGGCGCCGCCCCGUCUUCAGCCGCGCAGGACGUCGGAGGCGGCGGUCGCGGAGGCGCGCCUGAACUCGUCUCGACCCUUUCCGAAGAGUUUGUCUCCUCGCCCUUCUCGCCCCGGGGCCUGCAUGGCUCGCUGUGUUCCGUCGGGAGCCCGUCGUCGGAGAAGAGGCGCCUCGGGAGGCACUUCGGGCCUGGGCGCCCCACGCCUCUGCACCUUCCAGACCGCGGCCCUGGCGGACGAUUUCUUCCGCGAGCUCAGCGAGAGAAGUUGGCGGCGCUCUACAGCGCGGGCGCGGCGGGCGUGCCGCUCGCGGAGGGCGAGCGGCCAGCCGCCCCGUCGCCAUCAGACGCCGCGCAAAACGCGAAAGCAAGCGAAAGCCUCGCUGCAGACCGGAGACCGGCUGCCGUUGAGCCCACCGCGCAGCGGGGCGGCGACGAGCCCGACGAGGAGACUCGGGAGCUGCAGGCGCGCGACGAGGCGAUGCAUCAGCAGCGGCUGCGGCAGGUGCAUACGCUCUGCCAUCUGCAGUCGCUCGCCAAGGAGCGCCAUCGCCAGCUUUUCGGCAACGACUUCGCGCUCACAGGGCUCCUGCUCGGCGCGCCUGAAGCGGCGACGCUCCAGGGCGCCUUCCUCCCGCCAAGUCCUGCUCACGGGGCGGGUUCGCCGGCGAACUGUUUCGCGGUCAAGAAGGUCUCUGGAGUGAUCGCGGAGCGUGGCGCCCAGCUGCUCGCUUCGCCGCGGCAGACCGUGGAGCCUGUCGGGGCUCCUGGCGCGGAGAGCGCGCGAAGCGGUGCGAGGGGAGACGGUGGUGGGGCGAAGGAGACGGCGGCCUCUGGGCUCGGGGGCCUCGCGGCGAGCGAGAGUCCGAGCGCGAAGGAAGGGGAUCAAGCGAACAAAGAACGGGGGACUGCAGAGAGCUCUGUUGGGCAGGAAGGCGAGGACGCAGAAGGGAAGGAAGCGUUCGGCGCAGCGGGCUCUGCUGAAGCCGGGAACGCGCGCGCCGGUGCAUCGCCUUCGGCGACGAGCGAGUCGCCGCAGGAGGUUGGUUGUCGGGUGGCGAGCACAGAGUGCGCGUCGGGGUCGUUGCUGGCUGAGGAGGCGCUUGCGAUUUCGUCUGUUGCUUCCUUCUCAUCUCCGGUGGACUACCUCCGUUUGACAACGAUCAAAGACUGGGGCUUGCCGCAGUUCACCGGCGAUGAAAAGCUGUUUAAAUGCGCGUUCGAAGACUCGAAGGCGGCGGAAGUCGUCGGCGCGGAGACCUACGACCUCUUUCUCGCGCGCCAAGGCGUGCAAAAAGAAGCACGGCUGCUUGACGCAGUGGUAGACUUGCUUCUCUUCUUCUCGCUGCGCGGCGCCUGCUGCGCAGGUCCGUCGCCAGCUCUCCUCGCGUUCCUCGCGGAGGGCGACCACGGCGCGUCUUCGCUGCGCGGACUCGCUGGCCUGUCGCUGGCGCUUGGCAGCGGCGGUGGAGUGAGCGUCGCGGCGCCGUUCGGCGAUCGGGAGAAGCGGAAGCGAGACGAGGCCGACAGACGGCGUGUCUGGGAGCUCGCCGCGGACGACCCCGAGGACGGAGACAAGGCCGAAGCGGCGACUCGGGGGGCGGAGGAGGACGAGCCCCCCAGGGGCUCCAACAGCUUCUUCACGAAAUUUUGUGACUGGCAAGAGCCGAUGCGUGCGCUGGUCGAUGCAGUCAGGCAGCUCGGCAGAGACGCCGAGAUCGACUGCCGCGCAAGCGUGGAAGACGAGGCCGCGAAGGAGGACGAGGAGGCGCAGGGCGGCGAGGCCGCGCGGAGGCCGCUCUCUAAGGCUGAGCCGCUCAAGCCGCAGUGCCGCCGCGGGUCGCAGGAGGAGGACGGCAAGUGGCGCACCACCUCGCCCACCUGCACCUUCCUGGAGCGCGUGCGACACUUCAACAAGCAGCAGGAAGACUACAUCAUGGUGUGCUCCCUCUGUGGGUCGCUAGGGAGACACAGCCGCGCGGCGAAGUCUGGGGCGUUCGCGAAUGCGGUGCCCGACUCGCCGUCGGGCUCGGGAGAAACACCGAGCGCGCCGGCCUUCGCCUCGUCGUCGCGGAACUCUGCGGUGGCAGUCGUCGAUCUUCUCACUUGCCGCUGUUGCAACGUGCGCGUCUGCCGGUCGUGCUGGAACCUCACAGGCCGCGACGCGCCUCCGUCCUUCGCGGUGUCGUCCUAUCUCUCCUCGCCCAAGGCCGGCGCCCACGCGGCGGGGCUCGGCACCCCGAACUUCCCCCACGGCUCGCGGGCUGCGCCCACCAGCCUUAACAGCGAAGCCGCGGCGCGCGCCGGGCGUCUGCAGCGACGCCGCGCGUGGAAGGCGACGGAGAAGGACGAAGCAGACGAGAAAGCUGACGGCGAGGGCGGGGUGCUGUCGCUCCUGGGGGGCAAACGCGAGCGCGGCGAGAAGGCCGAAGACUGCGGCUCCGGGCGCGACGACAGAGAGGAUGAAGAUGAAGACGAGGAGCGAGAAGACCGAGAGCGACACAGCCGAGCAGAGCGAAGGAGAGACGCACACGCAGAAGACGCGGAGGCGCCGAGCGUGCAGGAAGCGAAAGACGACGAAGACGAGGGCGAAGAGGACGACGGGACUGAAGACCAAAAACGCACGCGGGCGUGGAGAAGCGAGGAGAGGGGCGCGAGUAUGGCGACUCGGCGGCGCCAGCUGGCGUCAGUCGACAGGGAGCAACCGAAGAAAGAAGAGAGAAGCCAAAUCGAUGAAGAUGCAGAGUGGACGUGUCUAAGAUGCGAAGCCGUACUCAAUGCCCGCGUGCCGUUCAGAGAGACGCGAUGCAUCCUCUGCUCCCGUAUCGACGGCCUCCUCGUGCGACGCAUUCCCGAGGAUACCCCUGUCGUCACGGGCAGCAGAAAGGCCGGAGGAGGGGCGACGGGCGGGGCGAGCUACGGCGGCCCCUCGUCCGGCCGCCAGAGUUCGCAGAACACAGCGCACGCCCAUCCCGCAGAUCCGCCGCCGGAGAGGAAGGAAGAGCAGUGGGUUCACUGGCUCUGCGCCGAGUGGCUGGUUCCCAGUCGGCUCGCCUCGACGGCGUCCGAGAAUAUCCGCAGCAUCCCGAAGCUCGCCUUCGAGAAGACCUGCCUCUACUGCGGCAUCCAGCAAGGCGCGACGCUUGCCUGCUGCUCAAACGGGUUCAGAUGCUCCGCGAGCUUCCAUGUGUCAUGCGCGCGACAGCUGGGAUGCCGCAUGGAGACGCAGCGCCGGUCCCUGGACCAGCAGAUUCACCGCGCCUACUGUCUGGAGCACACAACGCAAAUCAACCGGAAGCUGAUGCAGCAGCGCCUCGCCUCGCUCAAACCGCUCAGCCUCCAACAACGCAAAGACACGUGGGACUUGAACCGCUUCUUUGACCCCCUGCAGCUCCUCAUCGCAGACCCGGUUCGGGCCGUCACGUCGCUUUUCGUGGUUGGGAUUCAGUUGGAUCGCGCGCCGCCGCCGUCGCUUUCCUCCUUCUCUGCGUUCGUCUCCACGGCGUCGCUGAAGCUUGCGGGCGACCGGCGUCGCGGCUGGCCUUCGCUGUCUCGCGUGGACGGCGUCGCGAAGGCAGAUAGAGAACGCGCGCCUGGAAAGGAAGACGUCGACGUCUUGCGCGGCGGCGCGAAGAAGGCUGGGCGCUGCGUCGGCGACGAAUCCAGGCUGAAGCGAGAUUCGUGUGAAGCGGCAUUGGGCCGCCGAGAGGAGAGAGAAGGCUUCGCGGCGCGGCGGGACUCGGAAGACGAUGAAGACGCAGCAGCACUCCAUGGCGUGCGCGAGAGGAAGAAGAAGCGGCGCCACGAGACUGGCGAAGGCAGAAGAGCGAGGGAGGGCGGCGACCUCGAGAGGCCAGCCGCCGACGGCGAAGGGACGAACUCGCCCACGACAGCUUCCGUCUUGACUCCCGGACCGCCGAGUCCGAUGCACCUCGAAGAGCAGCGGGAGCUGUACUGCGCGGGCGUCGCCAUCUGCGACGCGUUGUACGAGCAGGGACGCGCAUUCGAGGAUGAAGCUCUCCAUCUGCCGCCGGUCUCUGCAGCGGAGGCUGAAGCAGCGAGGGAGGCCUACCGCGUCUCCGAUUUGCCGUCGCCCGAGACUCUCGAGCGCCGCCGCCUUCUCCAGGCUUCUGCACUCUCCGGCGCCUUCGCGCUCACCGACGCCUUGUUGGCGGACGACGAUGAGAACGAGACGACGACGGCAGGCCGCACGAGCCGCGGCAACACUGUCCCCACGAUGAGCUUGGAGUCGGGGGCGAAGCGGCUGCGCCUCUCGAUGUCCGCGUCCGCAUCUUCCUUCGCUGGCGACAGCGUGUCUGCCUCGGCGAAAGAGCGAGGAGGCGCGGGCGCCGGGCUGUCGGGGUCGCUCCCGACGCGGAGCGGCCUCCGAUCUUCGCUCGCGGCGGCGUCUCUCGCGCACGCGGCGCUGCUGGGCGAAGCGCCGGCGGGAGGCCCUGGGCGCGCCCACGCGGCCAACGGCGACCCGCUCACGCCGCUGGGCGACUGCCAGAAGCGGAUGAUCGACCCUGCACACCUCACGUGGUCCCCGCAGGAGUCGUUCAGGAACCCGGUGGUCAGUCUCGCGCGCCUGGGCCCAGACAGCGGAGCGGCGCUUUCACCGGAAGAAGCGGGAGGCGAGCCGCUGCCCGAGCCGGCGCUCACGCUUUCGACGGACUCCGAGGCGGAGCCGCCGACGAGCGAGGGAAGAGGGGGCGCCCGCAGCGACUCGCCAGAGGGUGCAGGGGCCCCGGCCGGGGCCCCUGCACCCUCUGGCGAGUCUCUCGUGGAGCUCUGCGCCCGGCAGUCGCUCCCCACGCUUCCGCCGUUUCUGCUGCGCGGACGUUCGACGGCGGCGCGCCCGCUGGUGGGCGGCGCCACGGCUGCUGCCUCGGCGAGCGCGAUGCUCGCAAGCCAGAGCUGGUACGGCGGAAUCAGCGCGGCGGCGUCGAUGGCCGUCGCGCAGGCCGUCCAGGCGGUGUCGGGCGAGGGCGCGGGUGCGCAGGGCGGCGAAGCGAACGGCGAGGCGGAGGAGGCCGGAAAAGGCGAAGAGGCGCUGCUCGACGCGCUCACGACCAGGCUGCAGAUCGGGCAGCCGGGGCAAGCUCAAGGAGAAAAACAGCCGAUUUUCUGUCCCAUCUGCAAAGGCAUGUACAACGAACUGCCCGACGGCGGCCCCCGCGACGGGUUCGCCUGGGUCGGAUGCGACUGCUGUGAACGCUGGUAUCACUGGACAUGCUCGGGCUUCAACGAAGAAAAUCCGCCCCCCGAUGACUGCGACUGGAUUUGCUGGUUUUGCACGAUUAAGAUUCGCAAGAAGGAGGAACGGGAGCGCGAGCGACAGACGCAGCGGCUGCAGGCUAAGGAAAAGAAUCGCUCCGGGGUUAACACGUCGCGCUCCCGCCAGCUGCCCAGAAAGAGAGAUCGAUCGUGA
Molecule: messenger RNA, 17256 nt
Organism: Besnoitia besnoiti
Lineage: Eukaryota; Apicomplexa; Conoidasida; Eucoccidiorida; Sarcocystidae
Exons: 12
Coding region: 1-17256 (5751 amino acids)
Biological process (GO): regulation of transcription by RNA polymerase II
Source: RefSeq, a predicted model, not a curated record